AUGGUUGAGAAUAACGCUCUCCUCGUGACGGGCGGUGUCGUCGUCGUCUCGAGCAUCGCCAUCUACAUCUACUUGAAAGCAACGAAGACGUGUCCGUUCUCUUUCUGCAAAAAGGUAAUGUUUCGCAACAAUCCUCCCUAAUUCCAUAAUUCUCAAGUUUUCAGACCGAAAAACGUACUCUUGUGGAUGACGGGAACAAGUAUUUGUUGCCACUCAUCGAGAAGUUCGAGAUCAGCCACGACACGAGAAAGUUCCGAUUCGGCCUGCCGUCCAAGGAUCACAUUUUGGGACUUCCGAUUGGACAGCACGUGUAUCUCAAUGCAAUUGUGAGAGAGAUUCUAGCCGAAUCUUGGAUUUAAUUGCAAUAAAUUCAGAUCGAGGGAAGAGUGGUUGUGCGUCCGUACACUCCAGUCUCGAGCGAUGAGGAUAAGGGAUUCGUCGAUUUGAUGGUCAAAGUGUACUUCAGAAACACGAAUGAGAAGUUCCCGGAGGGCGGAAAGAUGAGCCAGCACUUGGAAUCACUCAAGAUCGGAGAGACCGUAAGAGCAUACUAAUCGAUCCGCUGAUUUAAUUCUUCUGUAAUUAAGAUCAGCUUCCGUGGCCCGCAAGGAAACAUCAUCUACAAGGGACACGGACUUUUCAGCAUCCGCGCCGACAAGAAGGCGGAGCCAAAGGAGCGCGUUUUCAAGCAGAUCUCGAUGAUCGCCGGAGGAACUGGAAUCACGCCGAUGCUCCAGGUCAUCGCCGCCAUUCUCCGCGACCCGACCGACAGCACCAAGAUCCGUCUGCUGUUCGCCAAUCAGACCGAGGAGGACAUUCUGUGCAGAAAGGAGUUGGAUGAGCUCGCCGAGCAGCAUCCGGAUCGCUUCCGUGCUUGGUACACCGUCGACAGACCGCCCGCAGUGUGGAAGUACUCGUCCGGGUUCAUCAACGACGAGAUGAUCAAGGCCAAUCUGUUCGCUCCCAGUGCCGACUCUGCCGUCCUUCUGUGCGGACCACCUCCGAUGAUUAACUUCGCGUGCACUCCGAACCUCGACAAACUCGAGUACGACCCAGCCAACCGUCUUCUCUUUUAA
Molecule: messenger RNA, 1076 nt
Organism: Caenorhabditis sp. 36 PRJEB53466
Lineage: Eukaryota; Metazoa; Nematoda; Chromadorea; Rhabditida; Rhabditidae
Source: the annotation of a GenBank genome assembly